Molecule: messenger RNA, 817 nt
Organism: Misgurnus anguillicaudatus (oriental weatherfish)
Lineage: Eukaryota; Metazoa; Chordata; Actinopteri; Cypriniformes; Cobitidae
Gene: smim24
Product: small integral membrane protein 24
Source: RefSeq, a predicted model, not a curated record
UCUCUCCUGUGGUAUUUGCACUUUGGCCACCGAGGAUCCUGCACAUUAUUAUAGAGAACAAAGUGGCAAACAGCAGACGGUUUCCACGCACUGUAAAUCCACCAUGUUUCAUCUAAAGAAUAUCAUCGCUUUCAUAUUAUUGUCUGUCUCCAUUUGUCAGGCUAAAAUAGGUGGUCAUCGGGCCUCAGAUACAACUACAACUAAAGUGACGGUACAGCCAUGGUUUAUUGGACUGGCAGCAGUUGUUGGCUUCCUUUUUAUUGUCUUUGUGCUCCUCAUUGCGAAAAGAUUAUUUUCCAAGAAAGACAAAGAUGAAAUGGAGGGAAAGAAGACAGAGGAUGUUAACUUUUAUGAAAACAAAGCAGUGGAUCUAGAGGCAGAUGAGACCAAGCAGACCACUUUUUAAUAAGCACUUCAGCUUUAAACUGCGACACAAAUCGAUUUAUGGCACAACUUUGUAUAAAUAAUUCUUAAGGGACUGUGUGUACACACACACACACACACACACACACACACACACACACACACACACACACACACACACACACAAUGUUGGUCUAAACCUGUAUGCUGAUAUUGUUUCUCUGAAAGACACAAUGAAAAAUGCUUUUCCAUGUCUGUUAUGCUUCAAAAGUCCUAAUGUGUUUCUAAUUUUUCCACAUUUGCAAGUUUUUAAACAACACAAAUGCAAGUAAACAAUGACUCAAUUUUCUUUUUCUUUUUUAAAUUUAACUUCUCUUUUUAUGUAUUAGAACAUGAGUAAUUUAUUUGAAUGUGGCCAUGCUGUGGUUUACUAAUAAACAAUUAGUAAACAAUU